AUGCCUGCACAUAGUGAAGAGGAGUUACCACCACCCAGCCCUCAGACCGGUAACUCUGAGGAGGGAAACUUCCAUACGCAAAUCAAAGUAUUAAGAACUAUCGGGCAUGGGACUUACGCGAAGGUCCUCCUGACCCACCAUUGUGUUACAGGCACACCUGUAGCAGUCAAUGUUCUUGUAAAGAACAAGCCCUUUUACCAGCCAGCCAUGAUGGAGGCCAAUAUAAUGAAAAAGAUCAAGCACCCCAAUAUUGUGUCACUUCUCCAAGUGAUUGAGACCAAAACAAGAGGAUACCUCAUCAUGGAACUGGUUAAAGGCCAAGAACUUUACCAAUACAUCAAAACUUGUGGCCAUUUAAAAGAGGAGGAAGCCCAACAAUUAUUUAUGGAGAUAAUUUCGGCAGUGAGCUACUGCCAUAGGCAUGGGAUAGUGCACAGGGAUUUAAAGCCUGAUAACUCCAUCAUGUUAGAUAAUAACGGAAAAAUAAAACUCAUCAACUUUGGGCUUAGUACCCAAGUCAAACCUGGGGAGAUGCUUAAUGGGGAGUUGCUUAAUGAAUAUUGCGAUGCCUACUGUUUUGGAGCCCCUGAACGAUAUGAUGCAACAAAAACCGACCUAUGGUCCUUAGGGGUAGUACUGUACUUUAUGCUUGUUGGAAAGGUCCCAUUCGACUCGUUCAUCAUACCUGAACUGCAAAGGCAGAUUGUAGCGGGUGUAUACCCUGCCCCCGACGGGGUGUCCAACAAGCUGGAAGACAUGUUGAACUUAUUAAUGACUGUAAACCCCAAAUAUAGGCCUACAAUCAUGGAGGUGAAGAAGCAUUCGUGGUUUAAAGAGAAAUUUUUUCCAAAUCUUGAUGAGGAACCGGUCCCCUGCAGACCAUACCCUCACAUUCUAGAGGCGAUGAAGUCUAUUGGGUUUCCAAGAAAAGAUAUUAGAGUCACUAAAGAAAAUUUCAAUGAAAUAUCAGCUUCAUAUUUCUUUAUAGAAGGGCAGGCUCUCCAGAGGGAAGUUCGCUCAACCCAGGCUCCAACAAUGAGUCAACUUAAGGCCCCAUUCCCUUCCAUGGAUUCUGAUGCUGCCUGUUUAAAACUGAAAAAGGGUGGAAGUGCUCCAAUCCUUGGCAGAUCACUCUGCCCAUCAUCCAUUGGUCAAGUGCCAGCCUAUGGCCAGAAGGUUAGGCAAAGAGCAGGCAGAAGAUCCACUGGGCAUAGUCUUCUCCUCCAGUCACACCAGAUGACACCCACACAGGACCAGCACCACACACGUGCCACGAGUGUCCCUCACAUGCUUUCAACAACCAGCAUAAGUGACCAGAGCAUCAAGAAUGAGAAGAGAGACGAGAAUCUUCUCUCCCACAGUGCCCUACCAGAGGAUAAGCCCACCCCCAGCAGGGGCUCGCCCAGAGGCAUCAAGAGAUGGAUAAGGAGGUUGGGAAAUGCCAUCAGGAUGCUGUGUUGUUGCUGCAUACAGCAAAAAAGAAAACCUGGCCUGGGGCAGAAAAGUGUCUCCGCCCAGAAAUGAGGCACAGGGAGAAANUCCAGAGACACAGCAGCAGGCAGG
Mus pahari (shrew mouse) is the source of this 1563-nucleotide messenger RNA. RefSeq names its product sperm motility kinase Y-like. Gene Ontology annotation, biological process: protein phosphorylation; intracellular signal transduction; microtubule cytoskeleton organization. The record is from RefSeq and is a predicted model, not a curated record. Gene Ontology annotation, molecular function: tau-protein kinase activity; ATP binding; protein serine/threonine kinase activity. Gene Ontology annotation, cellular component: cytoplasm. NCBI's taxonomy places the organism in Eukaryota, Metazoa, Chordata, Mammalia, Rodentia, Muridae.